AUGCAGUCUUCCCUAGUUGCCGUGGCAUGCGCGCAAGGUGUUGCGUUUGCAUUUCCUCUUCACACUGCAAGUGCCGGCGACGAACUACUGUGCAGGGACGAGUGGGAGUUCGUGCGGAAAAGUGCUACCAGCAAAUUCAGAAGCUGGAAGCAGUCGAUCACCUCGAGCGAAACCCUGCGAGAAUGGGCAAGUCAACAGGUUGAAACAGUUAAAGUCUCCGGUUGCCGGCCAGGUCAACUGGUUCUUCGCUUGCUUUCUGUUGCACAUCAUCAAGUCUGCGAUGUGACAGCAGGAUUUCUGUCACAUCACUGGUGGUCGGAGAUGCUGAUGACGAAGUGGAGUAGCUUGCUUUUCUGGGCAGCUUUCGACUUACUCCAGGCAGCAAAGGAAGUGCCAAGUCGUGUCGGUCGAUGUGCAUGUCGAAGACUCGGCAGAAGGCUUGGUCAUGCGAGUCGACAUGUUGAGAGAUGGCACCGCCUCGUUCGCAUCAAGGCCCGCACACGGCAGUUGAUAUCCGACGCGCCGCAGAAUCCGGCUAAGGCUUUGCAGUCCUUUGCACGGGAGAUUGACAAGGAGCAGCGAGCAUGGAUGCAUUCAGAUGAAUCCGGAAGGUCCUGCAGGAGGAGCUUGCGGGAUCUUCUUUUCAGCCUGCGAAUGAGUGCCAAACUCCUGUUCGUGAGCGGAAUGCAGCAGCCAUCUUGGCGACAUGGCUGGUGGAUGCCGCGAGCCGUGGAUUCGACGACCGGCUGGAGUCAGGCCUGGGUGGUCUUCAGCUGUGCAGAUGAACCGCUCGUCAACAUGCUCUCCUGCGAUCCCUUGAUCGAAGAGGCCUCGCGAUCUCCGUUCCUGAGCAGGCAGCGAGUCUUUGUAGCGACAAGGCAUCCCGGAGAAAUGCAGCGGCUCCAAAAGUUGCCAUUUGUUGAGGUCAUGUCGGCUGAGAAAGCUGCAGAGUUUGGCAAUGCAGCUCACUGGUCUCUCGCCUUUUACGAGGACAUGAUGAUGCGGGCCAUGCGGCUGCGUGACAACGGCCCAAGUCUGGUCGUUUUCGUGGACGUGCAGUUCAGCGAGGACGCUUUAGCGCAGCUGUGGGACCUUGAUCGAUGGUUGCUGCAUCGUGAAACUACUCCAGGUAGCCGAUCUUCUUGGGACAUCGCUUGGGUAACGGAAGAUGGCUUUUCGCCAGGUGCAGCCCUUCUCCCAUGCGAAACAAGCAAGUCGCGAGGAGCAGACGUAAAAUGGCUGGUGCCCAAGGCUGGCAUCUUGCUCAUGAAGCCGUCUAUGGCAGCUUUGCAGAUCUUGCACGAACUGAAGUCCCAAGAAGAGCACACUUCCAAAGUACCAGGUCCCACCGUCAGUUCGGCCUGGGGCUCUUUUCUCAUUCGAGAAUGGCGAGCAAGAGAUUGGUACCAGACUGCGUACGCUCACCUGGAUGCAGCAAAACCGGCACCGCAGUGGCGAGACAUCGAACUGCCACAAGGUGCCGUGCGAAGCAUCGGAGCCUCGCAGCUGCGGAUGCUGGCAAGCCCGGGAAGAGCUGCCGGUCUUCAGCUGCGCUGGGCGCUGCACCAGUGCGAACACUUCUCGGAAGGGAGCGGCUAUUGUCAUGUGGGCCCUCUGAAACCAAGGGGCUUUGGGUUUCUGGUGGAGCCCUGCGGAUUUCCAAGCUUCUUCAGCCCCGGCAGGCACGAAGGAAGCGCCGAUGCUGAUGUUCAGGCAGAUCGGUUGGAAAUCCAGUUGAAAGCAUCUCAGGAGGUUUUCUUGUGCCCGCGCCGGGUGCCCGUGGCAAUCCUGGCCGUUCCUCGGGCUGGCUCCACCUCCGUCGCCAACUGGGCGGGCCUUCUGGAUGGUGUCGACAGUUGGCUCUCGGCUGCAGGCCAUUCUCUUCAGAACGCGAAGACUUUGUGGAAACCAGAGGACAAGGACUUCUCUGUCUGGGGGGUCCAGCACUUCUGCCUGCGUUGCUGCAGGGCAGGGGUCCAGAGGCUGCACUUGGUGGUCAUGCGGUCGCCUUUCGAUCGCUUGAAGUCUCAUUUCCACCGGAGCCAGGUCAGUCGGGGCGGGAAAUGGUCUGACUUUCCAGGUUGGUGGCGGUGGGCCUCCACAAUGUUGAGACGUGGAAUCGUGCCCUCUUGCGCGUACAGUCGCAAUUUCAGCAGCCAUGAAUGGUCCAUGUCAGAUGAGUAUCACCUCCGUCCUGUUCACAAAAUUCUUGCCCGAGCCGGGCUGCCCAUUGAAGAGUUUGCGCAUGCGGCCGAGCAAUAUGGUCGAAGUGAUGCUAUGCGAGCAUGCGGUUCGUGCCUGCUGGCAGACCCUUUGGCGUCUCAAGCCAUUGCGCUACCGAAUGCGCAGCAGGUUGUUGUCCUGCGGCUUGAGCGCCUUGCCUCGGAUUUGGCUCUUGUCCAGCGCCUUCUCUGCGGCAGGUGGCUUUGGUGCCGAGUCCUUCAAGACAUCCCGCAAACUCAUACCUCGAAGGGAGCGCGCAAGAUCGAAGAGUUGGCAUGGUCUGCACAAAGCAUUCGAUGGGUCACGGAGGUGUAUGCCAAGGAUCUCUGGCUGGGCAGAUAUGCAAGAGUACCAGUUGCACAACCACAGGACGCGUGUUGCGUCUCAAGCCUGCGCGAGCUUGCUUAUUCGUGUGGUUCUAGUGGCCGGGCCUCCUACCGUGCAGGCCACGAAACACCUUGUGUAUUUGUGCUGAAAUGA
Messenger RNA from Symbiodinium sp. CCMP2456, 2703 nucleotides. The record is from the annotation of a GenBank genome assembly. Lineage: Eukaryota; Dinophyceae; Suessiales; Symbiodiniaceae.